This is a messenger RNA of Anopheles nili, 1776 nucleotides long. RefSeq lists its product as uncharacterized. The transcript is spliced from 4 exons. Lineage: Eukaryota; Metazoa; Arthropoda; Insecta; Diptera; Culicidae. The record is from RefSeq and is a predicted model, not a curated record. The coding region runs from base 1 to 1776 and encodes 591 amino acids.
AUGGAACCUGGCGCUGCAGAUGGACCCAAACUGUCGGAACCGAGUAUUACGGAAUCUAAACCCAACCCCAAGCCGGCUCAAGAUCAGCAACAGGCCAAACAUCGGCACCGACGGGACGAUGGGUACGUGGCAGCGGAAGCCAGUGACGACGGAGGGGAGGAAAAUUUCAUCGCACUAGCCCCGGAUGAGGCCGAUAUUUAUAACUUCUCCAACAUCAUGAGCAUGACGAUGGCGAACGGACCGGCUGGUGGAACCGGGCGGCGUGGUGCCAAUGUAAAUGAGGCAAAUCCGUUUAAUGAAUUUCGCAAUACGCAACGGCAACGUCCUGAACCGGAAGACCUGGCACCCGAGCCCAACGAGCCACCAAAGGGUGAAAAGGAACUGCCCGAGUUGACGCUGGAUGAUGGGCGUGUGCUUGGGGAAGGAGCGACCAGGCUGCGGACCCGAUUUGAUGCCGUUCCGGACGAGGACGAUGACGGUGGCAAUGGUGGAGAGGUAGACGGUGAGUCUGAGGAUGAUAACGCGAUCGAACGGAGUCGCUUCCUGGCGCAAGGAUCCAGGCCAGCCGGUGGGCAGGACGACACUCUACUGAGCAAUGGCAUUGACUUCUUGAACUCGAUCGAUGGCGCGUAUCUGCUGGCAAAUGCUGGGGGUCGUGGUGUUGGUGAGCAGGUGGAUGGCAAGAUGGCGAAGAAUGACGACUCCGAGCGGAAGGAUUACGAGGAUAAUGACAACAGCGUGUCGACGCGUAAACCAACCCCAAGCGCCACAGACGGGGAAGACGAGCUGUUCGAGCAGAUGGAAAAGAAGGCAAAAUCGUACCGAUUGAAGCUAUACAAGAAGCACAAAAACUUCAAGCACACGCACCACCACCGAGGUGGACUGUAUCAUCAGCCAUACCACACCUUCCAUCACGACUACUACCGGCGCAAGAUGCUCGAGCGGGAACGCGAACGCUGGAAGAAAAUGCAAGACUUGAAACCCGACUACCAGGGUCAGAUCAACUACUACGAGAACUCGAACAAACUCGAAACGAACGACGACAUUAUGGCACACCUGAACGGGCACAGCAGCCAGGAGAAGUGGCCCAAUUUCGACAAGGUGAUGACAUCGCUCAAAACGGAACCGAAGCCGGACAACGUGCCGCCCUACAUCAAGAAGUACAACCGACGCAACAAGCAGCUGAUCGACUUGCUCGAGGGUACGAUCGCACCACUCUCGGAGUACGGCGCGCACAAGCACCGAGAGCGCAAGUACCAUCGCAGGAAAAAUCCCCACUGGAUGGAGGAGGACCUGUUCGAGGAGCAGCGUCCAACUCAGGCGAAAGCGACCGGGCUUCAGCGCAACUACAUCCAGGAGACGCUGCAGUCCUCGACGGGACACUCGAACGCGCUGCCAGGCGAAGGCAUCCACAUCAUCUACGACAAGAAGCACGCGGACGAUCUGCGCGAUGAGUUGGGUGAACCGGCCGGGUUGCUCUAUGGGCGGCCAACAAUGGCGGCGGCUGCACCCGAUGGUGGCCAUCCUGCCUAUAAGCUGUCCUCCCGAGCUGGUCAGUUCGUUUACCAUCGUGUCGCUUCACCACAACCGGUUGGUCCUGGAUAUGGGAGGCUUAAGCGUCAACGCCUCCCAUUCGUCGCCAUUACGGAUCGGCGGCUUAGUGCCCCACCCAAACGGCGUGCUAGUGGUACAGGGGGUGUGGGUGUUGGUGGGGGUGGUGGUGGUGGUGGAGGGGGGAGCAGCUCCAACCUCCUGAAUCACCAGCCGAUGCCUUAG